Molecule: messenger RNA, 1755 nt
Organism: Aplysia californica (California sea hare)
Lineage: Eukaryota; Metazoa; Mollusca; Gastropoda; Aplysiida; Aplysiidae
Exons: 4
Coding region: 180-1025 (281 amino acids)
Molecular function (GO): protein binding
Source: RefSeq, a predicted model, not a curated record
UCCAACCUCAGCGCAAUGCACACAGAUGUGGACUACUUUCUAGUUUGCUCAAGAACCAUUCUAGAAUUUUUUAGCAGUGUGCUGUUAGUGAUAUUUUUCCUGUGCUAUACACAAGCUUUUAUUCCAGAUUUUCUCAUUGUUUAAACCAAACUGUACGUUCGGCUCAUCAUUUCAAACAAAUGGCUGUUUUCCAGUGUGUUUUCUUCGGUUUAAUAAUACUGACUGCACAAAUCGGCGAUGUGGGAGCAAAGGGAUUGGGUGAAAAAGAUGAUGACGAUAUGGCGGCCGAAUCAAUUAAGGAAAUGAUGGGAAAAUUGGACAGUGUUCUCAGGCAGCAGCAGCAGCCGCAACACUCUCGUGAUGCCGAGCCUGUUUCUACCCCAUGCUAUGACGUCACGAGUGGAAGAUCAGUAGUCACUCAGAUCUGUGACAAAAUAUCCAGUCUCGAGGGGAGGCUUGCCAAAACUAGGUCAUGUCCCGAUUACGUUGACUGGGUCAGAGCUGACCAGACAGAGACAAAGAAAAAGAGAAAACCAUCGGCUGAAGAGCAGGAGGAUGAGGAAGACAGCAGCGACGACUCUAGCACUAGCAAGUCCACCACAGACAACUCGAUCACCUUGACUCAGCUCAAGGAAGAAUUAGAAAAACUACAGCGUAAGACAGUGUUCUUUGCCCGCCAGGAAUAUGUUCUCCCUAGCAAUGUCACCCAUCAGAGACUCCAGGGCUACCAGACCACGGUCAACAAAGGGUUUAACUUUUUCCCAAACACUGGAGAGUUCAAAGCUCUAUACCAAGGCAUCUACCACUUUUCCUUAAGCUUUCUCAAGGCUAAAGAGUUUCCGCUUGAAGCUUGCCUGGUGGUGGACGACCAGGUAAUCGCCACUGCGCGGGACGACCAACAAGCUUACAUUGACCUCAUGACCCCGCUAGAGCCAGGCCAGAAGGUAUGGGCUGACGUCACCACCACCAACUUGACAGAAGACAACGAGGUCACGUUGACGUUCUCCGGCUACUUGGUCAACUGAAACAUGGAUCUUUGUGUGCCAUCUUACCGUUCUGGCUGUGACAAGGUUCUUAGUCUAGGAGUUCAUAAGAUCAACAACUUGUUUUCCAGGCUUUCUAUACUCUUCGCGUGCUCUUUACAAGCACAAAAUUCCUUGUAAAAAUUACUCUCUAAAUAGGAAAUAAUACAGGCAUCAUCCUAAUAAUAAUCUUCGAAAAAAUAUAUGUGCUUCGUUUCUCCAAAUGAACGGAUUAUUGAAAAGUAGAGAGAAAAGAAAAUAUGUCUCAUGUCUGGAGCAGUAUGUCUAUAUUAUUAUACAAAGUGCCGUGGUCAAAAUACUCGUAGGUUACCUUGUAGAUAGUAUUUGUUACAAACUUGCAAUUGUACUGCGUUAGUGUACGUAGUGUAGUGUGUACAAAUGAAACGAUGUUUUCAAAUAGAAGUGCUCUUUGAACAACCUUUGCUAAUUCGCUUUGCAUACACUCACAAGAUACGGCACCCCUUAAUAAUCACAGUAUCAAACGUGCAAUGAUAAGGAAGGUGCACCAGUGCAAAUUUUGAGGAGGUUUUACGGUUUUGCAAGUUAAAAACUGAACCGGUUUUGAAUGUAAAAUAUUGAUCUUGUUGACUUCAGAGCACAUUUAAAAGUCUCUUGUGUUUCGAUCUGUCUUUCUGCGUAAUGUUUUUGGCUUGUACCGCCCGUUUCUGUCUAUGAACUCGUGAGAAACAUUUAAAAUAACAUACAAAAGCUG